GAUGCACUUGUGAGGAAAGGGUGAAAUCCCGAUUGAAAAGUACAACCUCGCCAGAUUUUCCGCGUUGUUUCGUUCGAAAUAAGGCGCCUACGAGCCGGCAAGAGUUUAUGUUUCUGGGCCGCAAAGACAUUUGUACAGCUACUGAACCUUCUGGAGCGGAAAAUUGACGACGGCUACUCUUUUUCCUUUCGCCAUGGCUUCGACGUUUUCUGUCGGUCAGCGAGGCUAGGCUAACUCGUUGCUAGCCACCGAGGUCGCCUCCUCCACUUCGACUUGCACCCUUUCGGAACUUGUACUAAAUAUGGCAAAAGUGCGGUGAACGCUCUUUUGACGAGUUCCCGGAGAGCACCAUGACGCUGGCGCCGAAGGAGCUGUCCAACCUGCUGGGCAUCAUGUCGGAGGAGGCUUGCAGCAACACGUUCGAGACGCUGUCCACGCACUUCCACCACUUCUUUAGCAAGGCGGAGCACUUCCGCGCCGGCUCGGUGCUCGUCAUGCUCCUGCAGCAGCCCGACCUGCUGCCCAGCUCGCCGCAGCGGCUCACCGCGCUCUACCUGCUCUGGGAGAUGUACCGCACCGAGCCGCUGGCCGCCAACCCGUUCGCCGCCGUCUUCGCGCAUCUGCUCAACCCCGAGCCCGAGAAGCUGCUCUCAGGCUUCCUGCCACCCAUCACUCAGCCCGAGAAGUUCUUCCUGUCGCAGCUGAUGUUGGCGCCGCCAAGAGAUUUGUUCAAGAAGACGCCCCGCCAGGUGUCCUGCAUGGACAUCAGCAGCAUGCCGCAGUCCAUCGACAUCAGCGGCCUGCAGCUUGCCCUAGCCGAGCGUCAGUCCGAGUUGCCGACGCAGAGCAAGGCCAGCUUCCCCAGCGUCCUCAACGACCCCGACCCGGACUCUUCCAACUCUGGAUUCGACAGCUCCGUGGCCAAUCAGAUCGUUGAGUCGCUGGCCACCGGGCCACGCCCACCGCUGGAGAGCCACUUCCGUCCCGAGUUGAUCCGUCCUCCUCCUCCGCUGCACGCGUGCGACGACGAGCUGGCUUGGCUCACCCCCACCGAGCCGGACCACCGCGUGCACUGGGACCGUUCCAUGUGCGUCAAGAACAGCACCGGCCUGGAGGUCAAGCGCGUCAUGGCCAAGGCCUUCAAGAGCCCGCUGUCCUCGCAGCAGCAGGCGCAGUUGCUGACCGAGCUGGAGAAGGACCCGAAGCUGGUGUACCACAUCGGGCUGAGCCCCGCCAAGCUUCCCGACCUGGUGGAGAACAACCCGCUGGUGGCCAUCGAGAUGCUGCUCAAGCUCAUGCAGAGCAGUCAGAUCACAGAGUACUUCUCGGUUCUCGUCAACAUGGACAUGUCUCUGCACUCCAUGGAGGUCGUCAACAGGUUGACCACAGCUGUGGACUUGCCUCCAGAGUUCAUCCACCUUUACAUCUCCAACUGCAUCUCCACCUGUGAGCAGAUCAAAGACAAAUAUAUGCAGAACCGUUUGGUGCGUCUGGUGUGCGUGUUCCUUCAGUCUCUGAUCCGUAACAAAAUCAUCAACGUUCAGGACCUGUUCAUCGAGGUCCAGGCCUUCUGCAUCGAGUUCAGUCGCAUACGCGAGGCGGCCGGACUCUUUCGCCUUCUCAAAAGUCUGGACACCGGGGAUGGACCCCCUGAUGCCAAGACUGCUAAAUAACAUCUACAAAUAGUGUAAAUAGCUUUACUUCUUUCAACACAUGAAAAUAAACUUUUUUGGGGGGGGAUGUUUGAA
Messenger RNA from Phycodurus eques (leafy seadragon), 1748 nucleotides. RefSeq names its product CCR4-NOT transcription complex, subunit 11 (gene cnot11). The coding region runs from base 351 to 1673 and encodes 440 amino acids. Gene Ontology annotation, cellular component: CCR4-NOT complex. Gene Ontology annotation, biological process: negative regulation of translation; mRNA catabolic process. NCBI's taxonomy places the organism in Eukaryota, Metazoa, Chordata, Actinopteri, Syngnathiformes, Syngnathidae. The transcript is spliced from 7 exons. The record is from RefSeq and is a predicted model, not a curated record.